CAAUUUACUAACCGACCGAUAUCGGCCCUCCCGUCUUUGUGUUCAUUGCCACUGCCACCGUAAUGUUACGUACGUGACAUGACACAGGCGGGAGGGAGGGAGAGAGCGAGAGUGGGGUAAAAGGUACUUGUCCGCGGCUUAUUACAGCUGUUUUGUAGUCAUUUAUCAGAGCUUUUUUGUUGUUGUUGCUCGUAACAUCGUUUGGAGCGGAUGGGACAUUGGUGACUUCCUCGUUGCAUCACGAGUUGAGUGUCUGGAUGGUUCGUUGAGAACAUCACGUUAUCUUUGCCCAACUCCCAGCUGUAUUCUGGAGUUGUGUUCUUUAAGAACAUCUGAUCUCUAGUAGGAAUAGGUAUGAACGUUCGACUUACAUGAUACGUUUUCACGUAGUAACGAUCACCACUGAUUUGCCUAGUGCAACGAGUACAAUCAACAAACGGUUGCCAUUCGCCUUCUAUUGACCUACACACACACACACCCCUUCCAAGGUUCAAGGCAGUUCACAUCAUCACAAGACCUUUUAGAACCGUCCCCCAUCCAUUUCCCAAUUAUCCAAACACCCACUUUGAACGUGCAAUUAUCGGGCGCAUGCAAAUUUCGUAUCAUAAUUGUGUCGCUUGAUUGGACAUUUUGUGCAUUGCAUUCAAUCGGUGGCUUCUUCAAUCGUCGGGCCUCCAGAUCUUUCCCCAUCCGCCCCACAACCCAUAGACAAGGUUGCUGUUGUUGUUGUUGUUGCAGCACCCUGGGUUAGGUAUCAUACAGAGGAGUGAAGAAAACAGCCAAUCCCCAAGAUCGGGGGGCCACAUUUUCAAACGGGAGCUAAUUGGUAAGAUGGGCAACACACUGUGCAAAGAGCCACGGUCAGGCUCGUCCCCCGGCACGGGCAGUGCAUUCAGCAACUUCAGCAGCGUGAUCUGCCCAAACGGACUCGGCAAGGGCAAAACGCAUCCGAUGCGCAAAACGUACUUCACGCGCGGCGCUGUUGAUGCGUCGAAGAAAACGACCUCCGCCACCGGUUGGCAGAGCGUGGGACUGUUCGUACCGGACGGUUCCGGCCGUCAGUCAGCGAAAGUAAUCGACACACCGCCGGUAGCACCGCCGCGCAAGAAACGUGGCGCCACGCUGGACGGACGCUACCGCUCGGACGAGGCGCUGAAGGUGAAGAACGGAUUUCAGGACGUUUUCGGGCGCGAAAGCCGUCGGCACUCGUGCGACAUUUCGUCCGUAACGCGGCCGGCCAGUGUACCGCCGCCCCGGCCCGACGAUGUGGCGGCCCUGCCAGCCCGACAAACGUCCUGCUUCGAGAUAGACGCCAGCAACGAUGCGUUUAGCGACUUUUCCAAGGUUCCCACGACGGCGGAGCUGGAGCGUACGCCCUCCACCUCACAGAUACCGCGCGUGGGCAAUCGAAAGUCGGACAAGUUCUUUGGCGAGCGGCUGGCCGACUCGCUAUCGCUCGAGCAGGAGGGUCAGCUGGGCGCGGAAGUGCGAAAGCAGCCAAGAAGGGAAAAAUCCUCCGCCUCGAGCUUGGUGCGGGAUGAUGUAGAUAAGAUCGAGAAGUUUGUCGAAAGCACGGAGACUUCGGCGGAGGUAAAACAGAAACCCGAAAAGAAGCCCGCCGCAAGCGACGAACCUGCCGCUGCCUCCGAAAAGCCCGAAGGUGAGGAAGAUCUAAUGAAGUACAUCGAUCGUACGGUGUCCAAGGACAAUCAAAUCGGUCGGCGGGCCGAGUUUCUGAUGGCCAUGCUGGAGGACUACAACGAUAGCGUGCGGUACGAGGGUAUGGAACCGGUCGAGGAGCCGCUGAUCGUGCCGAAGCGCCGCAAGAGCAAGCACAUCUGCGACGAUCACGAUCACCUGCACGACAAGCUGCACGCGCACGAGCGGGACGCAUCGGCCAGCGGUGUCGUGCGGACGGAAGUGUCCAUCGAGCAGGCGCCGCGCAAACCGAGCCGUGAUUUCUCCCGCUACAAACCGAUCGAUGCGGCGGAACCACACGGCUCCUCGGACGGAUCGGACGGCGAGCAGGGCAGUGUGGUGCGACCGGCCCGAACCAAGCAAAAGCAGGGAGUAGGAAAGCAGCGUGAAAGUGCCCCUCGUGCAGCACCACCACAAACACCACCGCCACCAGCGCCGCCCCGAUUCCAGAAGAGCCACUCGGAGACACAGUUUACCAACGCCGCCUCCUCCUCCUCCUCGACACAGCUGGCGCAACCGGCGCAAGAUGACGUGGAACCCAAGGCGCACACACCGCGCAUGCUGAAGCGCAUCAUCUCCAUGCCGGCUACCGAGCAUCUGGACAAGGUGCCAUCCCGUCCGGACACGCCGCAACGUCCCACCCUGACGAAAAGCUCCAGCUCUGGCUCGUUCUCCGUCGUGGACCUGCAGCGUACGCGCAUCAGCGUGGAACGGUUCACGCCGGAAGAUUUCGUGCACCGGGCCGGUGCGGACGAGCUGGUCAAACCAAAGUCGAAGCUAACGACGCGCAAGAUUUCGUGGAAGUCGAAUGAACCGCCGACACCGGUAGCCACCGAUGGCCCUGCCGGUGCCAGCUUCACGAUCGGUGGCACCACCGUGGUCACGACGUCCGCUCCCCCGGAGGUACCGGCCCGCCAUCGCUCGGACGCAUCCCGGACGGAACCGGAACCGGCAGCGCCAGCCAAAUCCGCCCCAUCGUCUGCCGCCUCCUUCCUGGUGGACGACGUGCAGGACAGCAGCCUGCGCCAGUUCUGUCUCGGUUCGUUCCUCGAGUCGAGCCGGGUGUUGCCCCAUCACGACGUGGUCAACGUGCUGGACUGCGUGUACAGCGCCACCGACAACAAGGAAAACAUUCUCGAACAGUUUCAAACCUUCCUGGAGGAGGCACUGACGGCCGAGCUGGACGCGCCCAAUCCGACCAACCCGAACGUGCGCAAGCUGCGCGAGAAGCUGUCCCAGGCGCAAGAAGCUGCGGACGGCGAUAGCCAGCUGGAAAACGAAAGCAUCAAGCUAGCCGGAUCCAGCCACACAUCCUCCUCCUCCUCGGAAAUGGACGACUGUUUCGAUCCGGAGUUUGAGAAGAUCGAAAAGUCGGAAGUGGUCGGCGAGCUGCCAAAGAUAGAGCACGGCCCGAGGCACGGCAAACGUCGCGAUAGCAUUGAGUACAUGAGAGAUUGGUUCGGAGGCGAGUCGGACGGUUCCACGACGAUGCUGUCCUCGAUUGGAGCGGAUGAGGCGAAGGUAAGCGUACCGAUACCAGCGCCCGCAGGCAGUGGGCGCAGGGAAAGCAUCGACGAUGUGGGCGGCUGGUUCGCUAAUCACAACGCGCUGCGUCCCUCGUUUGGGGAAGAGUUUGAGGAACCGAGCCGCCGGUUACGGCGUGGAUCGGAUGGGUUCCUCGGUUACGAUCUGCAGCGCCAGUAUCCGUUCGGCAAGGGGCGCGAACGCUCCGAUUCACUUUCCGCCGAAAUGUUUGAGGACAUCACGAAGCUGCACGAGCAACGAUCCGACCAGCAGCAGGAGCCAGCACGGCCCGUUCCGCAACAUCCGCAGCGGAAGAAGAUGCUCCAGCAUCGGAACAGCUCCGAUGCGCUGCUGAUGAAAGUACUAACACGCUCGAACCGAACACAGCAGCAUACUAGCAGCGAUGAGGUAAAGCAAAACACGCCAACUGAGAAGGGCGAUGAAAACGAUCCACUGCUGAACGAAGAUAACACACAGCACCAAAACGCCGUUUCCGAAAGCAUGCCGGGACAGGUUGCAGCUGAAGCAACGAAACGGGACGUACUGUCGAAGGAAACACCAGCCGUAAGCACGGACGCUGAGCAUGGUGAACAUUCCACGUUGCUGAAGUUCCUAUCGAAGGAAAAACUGAUCGAGUGAAACAAACAAAAAAAUGUCUGGCUCGUCUGACACACGAGUUCGAAAUUAGUCAGUAUUACUAUUUGUUACCGCACCGCAGCCAAGAGUGAGAAUGGCCUGUGGCAUCAUUCUCGGAGCGAGAUGUUACACGCUUGAUGCACUGCAAACUGUUCAAUAAUACGUUCUUCUUGCCUUACUUUAGUGAUAGAAUAAAUGAAGUUGCAAAAUAGA
Molecule: messenger RNA, 4071 nt
Organism: Anopheles merus
Lineage: Eukaryota; Metazoa; Arthropoda; Insecta; Diptera; Culicidae
Exons: 3
Coding region: 832-3861 (1009 amino acids)
Source: RefSeq, a predicted model, not a curated record